AACACGCAAGCGCAGACUGAAAGCUUCAUGUUGUCAAGCAUGGAGAACUACAAGAUUAUAAAGCAGUUAGGACAAGGGGCCCAGUCUACAAUUUUUUUAGUUGAAGAUCUAAAAAAUGGGAACAAAACGUGUAUCUUGAAAAAGGUGGAAUGUUUUGAUGAAAGCGAGGCAAACAAAGCUUUUAGAGAGUCUCUGGCCUUGCAAGAGUUAAACCAUCCAUAUGUGUCUGGAUAUAAAGAAUUUUUUGUUAUGUGGGAGAAGAAGGAUUCAUCUAUGUACAUGUGUAUAGCAAUGGACUACUUUCCAAAAGGCCAUCUAGGUCAAUAUAUUGAUGAAAAAAGACAAAGCAAAGAAAUUAUUGAGGAAGAGAAAAUAAAGACAUGGAUUGGACAGAUAAUAGAAGCUUUAGUAUAUGCACAUGAAAAGGGAAUAAUUCACAGAGAUGUUAGACCCAAUAAUAUGUAUGUAAAUGAGGAUGGUAAUUUGGUUCUUGGAGAUUUUUCUGUUGCCUCAGUAAUGGGAGAUACCAGAACAUGCACAAGAUCAACACUAGAUAUAACAAACUACAUGGCUCCAGAAGUGACUGACAAGUUUACCCUGGCAUCUGAUGUAUGGGCCUUCGGUUGUAUCUUAUUGGAGCUGACAACAACAUCCCUAUAUACACAAGAAGAAAUUAUGGAUAAAAUCAGAGAUAUAAAGGAAGACUCAUUUGUAAUGGAACAGAUAUUUGAAGAAAUUUCAAGAUUCUAUUCAAGUGAUAUAAUAAGCUUACUUAGAAAUACUCUGAAGAGAAAUAAAAGACCAACAGCAAGAGAAUUGCAAGACAAAAACAAUUAUGUACAGGAAUGUGUAAAAAGAAGUGAUGCUUCACAGUUAGAGAAGAGAAAGAGGAGAGAAUCCAUUAUAAUACCGGUAGACAAAACUGAAUUGCCAAAAGGAAAGGGAAUAAGACCAGUAGUACAGUAUCUUGCCAAUAUGGUAGAUUAUGAAGACAAUGUUAGAUCCGCUUUGGAGUAUCUUGUAGAACUUACAAAGGAAGUUGAAGUGUUUGAAAUUGAUGCCAGUGGAAAACGUAUGAUUAAAGCUGCCAUGCGAAAUAAUCUGCUAGAUAAAGACAUACAAAUAGCUGGCUUUAACAUACUUAACAGUUUAAUUAUAACAGCACAAACUGAUGAUGUUUUAUUUACACCAGAGAUUAUAUCUAUUGUGCCAGUUGCUAUGGAGCACCAUGAAACAUCUGCAGAACUCCAACAGUCUGGUGCAGCACUUUUAAUGGCAUUAGCCUCACAAGAGGGUGCAGCUGAAGUAAUUGGUCUCUAUGGAGGUGUAGAACACAUUAUUACUGCACUUAAGACACACCCCAAUAACCCUGAGUUGUGUUCAACAUGUUGCCAUGCUUUGUGGAGUCUGGCAGUUGUAGAGGAUAAUGUAAAGAUAGCAACAGAACAGAAAGCCAUAUCACAUGUCUGUGGUGCGCUGAAGACACAUAUGAACUCACCAGAUGUGGCAGAAGCUGCCUCGGCUGCUCUCCUGUCUCUCACACUAAAUGAUGAGAAUUUUGACAAUGUGGGAGACUUGGACUGUGUUGGGUUAUUAAUUGAUGCAAUAGAAAAACACAUGAAGAAUGCAAAAGUUGUGAAAAAUGCUUGUCUAGCACUGGCAAGUCUAGUGGAACCAGAUGAGGAAAGUGCAUACAGAGUAUUGACCAAUGAGGUUUCAACUGGAGGUCAUGUGGCAGGAGUUCCCAUCAUACUUAAAGCCUAUGACCUUCAUAAGGACAAUGCUGAGGUUGUGGAAAGUAUUGUGUCAUUAGUAAUGGAAUUAUCAGAAUAUGAUGAUGUGUGUGCUGAAAUGAAACAUUUAAAUGUUGGACCUAAUCUUCUAUCACAGAUAUUUAAACGAUUUAAAGAAAAUAGGGAUAUAAUGGAUCCAUGUGAAAAGGCUUUGGGAAAACUACAGUUAAUAUCUGGACAGAAAGUUAAAGCAUAAUCACCUAUUCACCAUGCACCUGACUGCUCAUCAAACUAGAACAUGAAUUCUAGAUAGUCCAUAUGGACUGAAUCAGAAUAAAGAGUGGAUUAUAACAAUAUUUUAUGGGUGAAAAGAAAUUUUUUGUAAAGAUAAACACUAAACACAAUAUGCAACAUAGAAGAUUUUAUUCAAGCAUAUAUCUUUUGUAGCAUAAUACUGGUAACAACCAAAUUAAAGAGGAAUAAUGUAAGUAGGGGCCUUUAUAAAAGUACUAUUGUUACUUUGAUGAAAACAUGGCCACCAGAAGCAAUUAUUGAUUCCUACAGGCCAAAUAUCUUCAUUGAACUUACAAGGGUCAAUCUUUUGAAAUAAUAAAUAUACCAAAUAUUAAGACUUCACAUAUCUUUAAAAUGUUACAAAUACUAUUUACAUGUAAGUUAUGUAUGGAAUUCAGUUGGCAGAAUUCAGGUAAAAGUGUAAGAUUAGGGUGCUGACAUUUUAUAUAUGUUAUUUAAGUCCACAAGCAAUCAUAUCAUGUGUAAUUUUUUAAUUCAAAAUAUGGCAUUCUUUAUGACAUGUAAAAAUGGCUAUGACGUAUAGUUUUGAUUGGUUCCAAUUCCCUAAUAUUAUCUACUUAAUUCAUAUUUAUGCAGGUCAGAAAUAAAUUCAUAUUGUUAAUAACUUAUUGUUUGAGGGCAUGUGGUGCCAAUUUGACAGGUAUUAUAAAUUAAGGAUGUUUGCUCCUCUUGUUUUUGAAUUUUUGCCAGCUAUUCAGAAUCCUCUGGUUUUAUCCAUGUAGUGUCAUUAAAAAUUUUGCCCACUAACCCCUACUUUUCUUUCCAUAAUUUGAUUACAUAUAGUUUAAAAUGUCAUCUUUUAAAAUCUUAUAAAAUCCUUGUUAUUUUUUCAUCGUUUUUGGAAGAAAAAAGGUGGCAAUGUUAAAUGUAUGAAAAAUCUAGAGAGAAUUGUUUCCCGCCAAAUUUUCAACGGCUUAUAUCUCAAAAACAAACUCACAGACCCUACAUUUUUUUCUGAUUAUUUAGUUUCUUUAUUUAUAUAUUAUCAAUUUAUAACAGUCUUUUAAAAAACUUGUUAUUUAAAAACAGAGUAGCGAAUAUCAUUAAGGGAUGUUAAAUUACAAUUGUGGAGUAUUUUAUGUAUGUCUUAGAUUGAAUAAUGCAUGCAGAAGAAAUAUGGUAAAAUUUACUUGUAAUCAAGAUUAUUAAACUGUCCAGGAGACAUAUGCCAUACAGUAAAUCAAACUACUAUUGUAUCAUUUGUGAAUUUCAUGUUUUGUAUGCCAUGUUUUAUCUGUGAUAUUGUGAACUGUGAUUUGUUUUUUAUUCUUAUUGUUUUUUAAGAAGUGUUAUGUAUACGGUAUUUUUAAGACAUUUUUAUCAAAUAAAAUAUAAAAACCUUGA
Molecule: messenger RNA, 3392 nt
Organism: Mytilus californianus (California mussel)
Lineage: Eukaryota; Metazoa; Mollusca; Bivalvia; Mytilida; Mytilidae
Product: serine/threonine kinase-like domain-containing protein STKLD1
Exons: 19
Coding region: 28-1989 (653 amino acids)
Biological process (GO): protein phosphorylation
Molecular function (GO): protein binding; ATP binding; protein serine/threonine kinase activity
Source: RefSeq, a predicted model, not a curated record